This is a messenger RNA of Fundulus heteroclitus (mummichog), 2739 nucleotides long. Its product is annotated as ephrin-A4. Gene Ontology annotation, cellular component: plasma membrane. The transcript has 5 exons. Gene Ontology annotation, biological process: axon guidance; ephrin receptor signaling pathway. Gene Ontology annotation, molecular function: ephrin receptor binding. The record is from RefSeq and is a predicted model, not a curated record. NCBI's taxonomy places the organism in Eukaryota, Metazoa, Chordata, Actinopteri, Cyprinodontiformes, Fundulidae. The coding region runs from base 430 to 1032 and encodes 200 amino acids.
CUCCGCGUCUUGUUGCUGCCAAACCAGUUGGCAGGCUCAAGGUGUGAUUGAAUUGAUUAGAAAACAUUUUGAACUCAGGUGAUGCCUUCGUUUUAAGAGAUCCCUGCGUUAAACUGACGUGGAUGUGACCAAAUCUUCUGGAGUGUUUUUUUUUAUUUAUUUUUUUGACUGGCGCACCUUCUUCGACCUCAGACUUUGUGGUUUUUAGUUUUUCCUUCUUUCUUUUUUUUCCUGCGUAAUUUCAGCUAGUUCUGUCUGGUGCAUCAUGCCAAACAGGAGCAGCAGCUGGUCUGGUAGACGCACGGCACCGUGCAGGAGUUUGUGAAACUUUAAAACGCAACUUAGACAGCUGAUCGCCUUCGCCUCUGUGUCAGGUCUCCCAACCUGACUUCCUCCCUCUCCACCGGGCUGCAGAACAACCUCUCCAGGAUGGUCCGCCUGCGCGCACCGGGACCUGCGGGCGCCUGGAAAGCAGCGCUUGUCCUGCUCAACAUCAUCUCCGCUGUUGUGGCGAAGAGACACGUGGUUUACUGGAACUCUACGAACACAAGGUUAACAGCAGGAGAUCUGACCGUCCAGUUGAAUCUCAAUGAUUACCUGGACAUCUACUGCCCCCACUAUCCCGACUCCAGGACUCCGGUUCCAGAGCAGCCAGAGACCCUGGUCCUCUACCUGGUGGAGAAGGAGGCUUUCAAAGGCUGCGUCGAGACCAAAAAGGCGGUCAAGAGGUGGGAGUGCAACACCCCGUUUGCUCCGUUUGGACCCGUCCGCUUCUCUGAAAAGAUCCAAAGGUUCACCCCGUUCUCGCUGGGCUUUGAGUUUCUGCCAGGGAGACACUACUACUACAGCUCUCUGCCGACAGAUGAAGGCCCUCCUCUGCCAUGUAUGAAGAUGCGUGUCACAGUGUGCUGCGAGCACACAUCAGAGGGUUCAAAACAAAUACAAGAAACGAAAGCUCGCAGCAGCGUUGUCCCACUCAGGACCGCUUCCCUUCCACUCCUCAUCUCCAUCCUCCUCCCGCUGGUCACCUGACUCGUCCGUCCUCACGUUGGGCCUGCACUGCAAGAGGGAGCCGUCUCCCAUCUCUCAGACAUUUAAAGAAAGAGCGAAAAAUGUGCCAACGGACAACAAAUCGCAAAAAUGCAAUCUCUGCCAGCGUAAGCUAAUGACAUUAAUCACUGUGUGGUUGAAAAUGACUCAGGGAAAGGAUGUGGAAACGCAGCGCAGCAUUUCUUGCUGUUUUCAUUCCCUACCUGUUGCCUGUUGGGACACAUAACGUUUCCCAGUUGGGACUCGUCAUGAAGCUCCAUCUCAGUUUGACGACAGAAAAACAAUGAGAGAAUCAGGACCUUCAUUGAAGUUAGUUUUUUUAAUAUGUUUUAGGUCUAUUUUUUUCUACUAUCUUGUGUUUACUUCCUUUUGAGUAGCAGCCCCUAGUUUAAAAAGUGGCCAAAAUAAACGUACUACUGUAAGCAGUGGCUCAGGUUGGAAGUUUUCCGUUUCUUCUCUGAUCUUCUCGUCAUGGACACCGACUCUAAUGCUCAUUUAUAUUCACUGCAGCAGAAAUCUGUUCUACUUUAAUCUCCAACAAGAGUCAUUUUGAAAGGGGAAAGGGCAACUCAUGUGGAAGAGUGAGACUGGGCUCCUGCGCCCCCUGCUGGGAUCAAUCUGGGUUUUACUGGUUGAACUGGGUUGGACACAGAGGAAGAAACGAGAUGCCAGACUGAGGUUCUGUUUGGUACUAACAGGACCCGGGAGUUGGUUCCCUGAGACCGACCAGCCCAGCGUCUUCCUCUAAUGUGUUUUCACCCUCCUUCCUGCUUCGGAAACCAAGUGAAAAACGUGGAUUUCUGCGUGAACGGACUGACGUCGGAAACACGAACGGUGUGCACAUCUGAGCUUUUUUUCAUUUUAUCCUCGUCGUCAUGUUAUUUUUGACUUGAUGUGUGGGUAGAUGACAGAAUAACAUACCAGGCAUAUUUAUAAAUAUGUUGGGCCUAUAUAAAUCAAUUGUUUACUACAGUAACAAUCAGUUUGUAUUACUUAAUUGCAAAAAUAACACAACAAUGGCUUCUGUGUGAGCAGACUACUUAUUUUCACAGAUUACUGGUACAUUGUUUUAUGUGCUUUGUUAAAUUAGAGUCUGUCAAGUUAAGCAAUUUGAAUUUGUAUUCACCGUUGAACAAUUUGGCAGGAACACUCAAUGAAUAGCUAAACUUAGGGUCCCUAUAUUUUUACACUGAAAUUAGUGAAAACAAAGUUUAUUACUGUUCCUUAGUAGCUAACUAUAUAUUUAUAAAGUUACAUAAUCACCUCCCUUCAUUGUUGGAUUGGCUUAUUGUCAGAAAAUGUAAACAUUACUUGUGAAUUUUAUUCUUGCUUUAAAAACAAUUGUUAGCACUUACUGUUUUCCUUUCUUUUUUAAGGUGAAAUUCACUGAUUUCUAAUUAAGUAUUUUAUACUUUAAACAUAUUGGGUGUCAAAAUACUAUUCCUUUUUUGUCUGACUUAUAUUUCCAAAAAAAAAUUGUUUCUAAAGAUUGGUUUCUCUUUUCUACAGUUUGUGUUUUACAGUCAUGUUAAUGGUAGGAUUUAUGGAUUUUUUUUUAUUUUUUUUAAAUUGAGUUUCUUCUUUCACAUUUUAGUGAAAGAUGUAGCUUCUUCUGUGAAGAGCCAACUGCAAUCUGAGCCAUUUUCUGUGGCAGGACAACAAAUAAAUACGGUUGCAUUCAAAAAGCUC